Ailuropoda melanoleuca (giant panda) is the source of this 993-nucleotide messenger RNA. RefSeq names its product olfactory receptor 1F12. The transcript has a single exon. Gene Ontology annotation, biological process: G protein-coupled receptor signaling pathway. Gene Ontology annotation, molecular function: olfactory receptor activity; G protein-coupled receptor activity. Bases 4 to 993 code for a protein of 329 amino acids. Lineage: Eukaryota; Metazoa; Chordata; Mammalia; Carnivora; Ursidae. The record is from RefSeq and is a predicted model, not a curated record. Gene Ontology annotation, cellular component: membrane.
ACAAUGGAAAAAGGAAACCAAACCAGUGUAUCUGAAUUUCUCCUCUUGGGCUUCUCAAGUUGGCCAGAGCAACAGGCUCUCCUCUUUGUACUUUUCCUGUGUCUCUACUUAACAGGGCUGUUUGGAAACUUGCUCAUCUUGCUGGCUAUUGUCUCAGACCGCCGCCUCCACACACCCAUGUAUUUCUUCCUUGCCAAUCUGUCUGUGGUAGACCUCUGCCUGCGCCUCUGCCUGCACCUCUGCCUGCACCUCUGCCUGUGCCUCUGCCUGCCUUCAGCUACUGUCCCCCAGAUCCUGCUGAGCAUCCAAGCCCAGACGCAGACAAUCUCCUAUCCUGGCUGCCUGGCUCUGCUGCAUUUCUGUAUGAUGUUUGCCAACAUGGACAAUUUCCUUCUCACAGUGAUGGCAUAUGACCAUUACAUGGCCAUCUGUCACCCUUUGCAUUACUCCACCAUUAUGAGUCAGCACCUCUGUGCCUCUCUAGUGGCUGUGCCUUGGGUCCUUGCCACUUUGAAUCCCCUCUUGCACACCCUUAUGCUCACCCGUCUGCACUUCUGCUCUAACAACAUCAUCCACCAUUUCUUCUGUGAUAUCAACUCUCUCUUCCCCCUCUCCUGUUCUGACACCAGUCUCAAUCAGUUCAUAGUUCUGGCCACGGUGGGGCUGAUCUUCGUGGUACCUUCAGGGUGUAUCAUGGCAUCCUAUAGUCUCAUCAUCUCUGCUGUGAUGAAAAUCCCUUCUGCCCAAGGAAAACUCAAGGCUUUGUCCACCUGUGGAUCUCACCUUACCUUGGUCAUUCUUUUCUAUGGCGCAAUCACUGGAAUCUAUAUGAGCCCCUCAUCCAACCAUUCACCUGAAAAAGACUCAGCCACAUCAGUGGUCUUCAUGGUCGUAGCCCCUGUGUUGAAUCCCUUCAUAUAUAGUCUAAGGAACAGUGAGCUGAAGGGGGCAUUAAAGAAGGCUGUGGGCCAGACCAAAACCUUCUGCCAGUGA